This is a messenger RNA of Scomber scombrus (Atlantic mackerel), 4392 nucleotides long. RefSeq lists its product as uncharacterized. NCBI's taxonomy places the organism in Eukaryota, Metazoa, Chordata, Actinopteri, Scombriformes, Scombridae. Gene Ontology annotation, cellular component: precatalytic spliceosome. Gene Ontology annotation, molecular function: single-stranded RNA binding; double-stranded RNA binding. The record is from RefSeq and is a predicted model, not a curated record. Bases 251 to 1345 code for a protein of 364 amino acids. The transcript is spliced from 12 exons.
CAAAGUUUUUGCUCAUUGAGCGCAUUAGGCAGCGUCACUUUGCGGUUUUCACCCAACUGCAUAGAUUUUGCUUGACCAAGCAACAAACAAACAGAUAGACAGACAAUAACUUUUAACUUUUGGUGACAUCUUUUGUCUAGCAACUCUGGUCGUCUGAAACUGUGAAACACGGUCUGAAAAAAGGAAAUCCUGUGACUCGCAAGCCUGCAACUGUGUGGGUAGAUCUCUGAAAAGUUGUGAUUCUACAAGCAUGCAGCGAGGGGUGACUCAAAAAAGACUUUCUAGCAAGCUGUUUGACUCUCUGAAGGAGUAUCUGAACAACAGGAACAGACUACAACCCAUUAUUGGCCUGGGCAGUAUUAUAGAAUGUGUGAAGAUGGGGUCAGACAGCAGAGAAGCACUUUACCUGUGUGAGGUUUGUGUGUGUCGACUCAGUAUAUCUGACAUGCGAAACCACAUUAUGGGAAGUCUCCACAGAUACAAUUACACUAAAGCCUGGCACCCCAAUUUUGUGUCUGAAUGGAAGGAGAGCUCAGACCUGUCACUGCUGGCCUGGCCACUGAUGGAGAAGGCCAAGAUGCUUGAGGAAAAAGAGGGACCUGGGGAUAUUAAGAUGUUUGAGGUUGAAGAUGCUGUAUACCAGAAGAUUGCAAGACAAAGUGACAGUGACGCAGUCACUCUGAUAAAUUCCUUAAGACAUGGACAGUGGUGGAAAGACCUUGAGAGCUGUUCAGAGGCUACAUCUGUGCCACAGAGGAUUGUAUUGCUUGGCCAGGGCCACCAGAGACACUCCAAGAAAUCCUUCAAUGCUGACAUGAAAUCACAGAAGUCCUCAGCACAAACUAACGAGCCUCCAUCUCUAAUCCAGUCAACUUUAGCUCCUUCUAUCGACUCAAACAGCUGGUUAGAUAACAUCUCUACAUCACAGUUAGACAAUACUCGGACGUCAGACGAUAGCAACAGCUUUAUAGAUGGCUACACAGGAACCAAGCUUCUUAUUGGUCUUUCCAGAGUGGUUGAGUGUAGAAGUGAAGAUGGUCACACAUACUGUUUCAUGUGCCACUGCUGCCGCAUCAGAAUCAACAAAAAGGACAUCAUUGAUCACCUAACCAGCACUUGCCAUCUUGUCAACUACUUGGUGGAAUCUCAUCCUGAGCAGGUGGAGGAUAUUAAUGACAAUCAGCUUCUCCAAUCACUGGCAAAGAAGGUGGAGCAAGAGGAGGGCAGAGGAGAGCUGGAGGUGGUGAGUGCACCAGAAUCCAUCUGUAUCUUACUGACUGGCAAAAGUUACCACUGGUGUAAGUACAGAUAUAUGCCUGUCCACUGUUUUCUUGUUUGGCCAUAAAACAUUCACCUCUUUAGCCCCAACUCUCUGUUCUUGAGGAGGGACUCCUGAUGUAAGUAUAAAGAUUGUUUAACUCUGCCCCCUCACACUGACACUUUUUAUUACUUUUCUUUGCUUGAAUAGGUGCUCUGCAUAAAAAUGAUACUCCACAAGAUCUCAAGUUUGAAACACUCACUCCCUCCUGGAACUUAUCCUUGUAUUAUCUAUUGUUGUAUCAUUCACCCCUUUUUUAUCUUGAUUUUUCCUCUCUUAUUGUACUUAUACAGCACCCAAGCAUACUAUCAUAACUACUAACUUACUCUUUCUGUCAGUGAAUUUUGUGAACACAGUUUGUUUUUCUUUGUAUACCCCUCGUAUUGUUUUCUUUUUGUCCCAGGUUUAAAGAUGCUGUGUAAGGGAUGGACACAAAAUAACACUGAAAAGAGGAAAAUUGCUGUCGAAGGGCCAAUUGUCAACAAGACCUUCUGUCAAGGCACGCCAGAGAAAUGUGCUGUAGGGCUGUCAAAACGGGCACAAAGAAAGAAAGCAAAAAGAAAGAUGAGGAAAGUGACUAAUACGGUGUUUAAGGUAAGCUUACCUCUCACCAAAGGUGCAAUACUGCUGGAGAGGACGUCUUUCAACAUGGACAGCCUCCCUGUGUCAUCAUACUCCCCUUCAGCCGACUCGGAUGUCAUUCCCUCGCCAGAAACCCAGACAGAGGAAUAUGAGUUAGACUGGGACUCUGGGUCAUUUGCCAUUAACCACUCUGAGCACACAUCAAUGUGUGCACCCUCGCAACUUCAGCAAGAUUUUGGUAGAGGAGAUGCAGGCUCUGGUCAAUACGUGGGACCAGAAAGAAACAUCACUGUCCCUCAGUAUCAGGAAGUAGAUGGUUAUUUCAAUAACGGUGAUUACUUCAGCCAGUCUAAACACAUAAAUAAUAAACAAAACCAAGGAGCCUGUGAGGAAAGGAAUUACAAUAGACUGCCUCAAUCACAAGGAAGAUCAAAUAACUUUUAUGCAGAGUGGCAAAAUCAAGGACAGUUACCUGCUGUGUCCCGUGCUCAGGAAUGGUCAUCUUAUCCCUCUUCUGACAGACGUGAGGAGGGUUACACUGAGCAAUGGUACAAUUCAUCUUUCCAGAAUGGAUUUGACUCAAGAGUGGAUGUACCCAGAGGGGAGAGACACGAGAUAAGCUCAAAUGCUACCCAACAGUAUUGCCAGCAACAGCCCACUACGCAAUACAUGGCACAACAUCAUACACGUCUUCCUGUGGGAAGUGUGGGACACUAUGGUUUGUCUGGUGAACUGGCUCCUCAUUUAGUUGCUGCUGGGAUUAACGUGCAUCCUCAUCUAGGAGAUUCCCAUGCUCACAGCGACGGCAUUACACCAGAGACUGGAGAACAAUUUAAGAUGGAACAGAGACGAUUGCAAACAUACGCAGAGGUCACAACUGGCCACGUCCCAAUGGCUCCACAAAGUCAUAUGAUACAACCUUUGGCCUAUCAAGCUAUUAAAGUAGGCCACAGGGGGAUGUCUACAAAUGCUGACCAGCUCUUUCUUCAUCCAGGCGGUGGUGGCAGCAGUGGCAUGUCCUAUUCAAAUGAAUACAUCCCACCUGGGCAAGCUCAGCGUUAUGAAGCCUACUCUGAUCUUAACAUCAAGGUCACUGGUUUUUCAGGUGGGAUGAUUUCAGGGAAUGUAACUGGAACACCACACUGGAACAUGUAUGCAUAUCCUGUUUCUGCAUACAGUACCCCAUCUCACUGACACCACAUUUCCACUGACUGCUGGCAUGGUUUCAAUGGUUUCUGUCAUACUACUUCAUGUUUUUCUAAAAGAAAACAUGUAUGAUUAUCUAAAAAAUGUGAAUCUCCUAAUAGAGGAAGCUUCUCAAUGUUAUAUGAAAUAAAUUUAGCAUUGUCCCUAUUGACUUUCAGUUUUAACAUUCAUAUUUAAUAUGACAAAAUACAUAGACUAACAUGAAGCCAACAUGUUUUCUAUAAUAUGUUUGGAAACAUAAAGAGGUCGCUAAUUCGAAUUUUGGGACAUGACUAAUAAUGAAAUCGACUGGUUGUAAAAUUGUAAUGACUCCAUCAUUUAAUAUGGACUAAACUGCUGUUACAAAAUGGACUGAAAUGCUGAUUCUGUGUUUUUUACAUUCUUGAGUGUGAUUUUUCUUUUUCUUUUUUUUCUCUUCUGAACUUCAGGAUAAUAGUCAAUUUUAGGUCAAGUCAAUUUGAUUUGUAUAGCUGAAUAUCUAUAAUAGCUACAUUAUCUGGUUACAUAUCAAUAAACAUCACUGCUUUUUGAGUUAGUACUGAGCACAAUCCUAACACCACUUUACGUUUUUCUUAUGUGAGAAAUAUAAAAUUGACUCAAGCCGUGCUAUGCAGAAGAUAAUGAGAUAAUUUAAAGUGAAAUGUACCAUAAUUUACUGAUAAGAUGAGGUUUUAAAUACAUACCCAAAAUGAAGUGAGAGUACAAAACAUCCUCAGUAUUAUUAAACAUCACGUUAUAUUUUUCAGUGCUUCAUAUCUGUAAAGAAUAACAAAAGUUGGGAAAAUCACAGUGAGGCUGUGGUUCGUGCUUGUUAAUAUGUUAAACUAUUGACACUGAGAUUUUCUUUGUCAUUUGGACCAUUACACCUAUGUGACUGGGUUUAUUAUACAAGUAGUGCCCGAAUAACUCCAUGAUGACUUUACAUUCAUUAAUUGUGUGAUAACUUUUAAGUAUGUUCUUGAGUAGAUUUUCUUAAAUGAUCUUACCUGAUCAUGUUAAUGUCAUGAAACAAUAUCAAGUAUAUUAUUUAACUAAAUGUCAUGUCAAAACAUCAUCCUGGAUGAUUGUGAUCCAUUUAGCUGAUUUGGUGCACCACAAGAUACAUAUUUUUGUUAACUGGCAUAUAAUUAGAAGGAUGUGAGAUCAAAUGUUUAUUAUUUGUUUGGUCUGGUUUGUGGUUUGGUUUCAAUUUAAGGUGACAUUAAGUUUCUCAUUUAAAUCACAUCUCUUAAUGUUGUCUGCUGAAUCUGUUGUACUUAAGUUUGAAAAAAUAAAAGCACUUUAUA